Ectocarpus sp. CCAP 1310/34 is the source of this 3757-nucleotide messenger RNA. The record is from the annotation of a GenBank genome assembly. Lineage: Eukaryota; Phaeophyceae; Ectocarpales; Ectocarpaceae.
GCAUUCCCUUGCCCUCCUACAGCUAUUGGGCGCCUUGUUUUGGGCAGUGGCCGGCAUCAUACCGUGGCAUCUACGAGGAGAAGGCGAGUUGUUCGCGGUCGGCAGUCGCUGCUACACAUAACAACGUUGGUGUUGUAGUAGACUCGUUGCAGGCGGGAACGCCGCAGCAGCAGCGCGGGUGCGGCAACGGCAAGGGAAAUGCAGGGCGCGCCAGCCUUUAAGAGGCAGCAGCUCCACAAGCGUCUGCCCGCCGCACCAUAUCGGUCCAUCAGCAGCUCUACCAACAACAACGCCAUCGGCGUCGAUGGCGACGAUUUCACAGACAGUAGCAACAGCAGCAGUAGUCACCACGACAGCAGCGGUAGCGGGAAUCGAGUCCACCAUGACCACCAGCACCUUCUGCCGCACUCGUGGAGCAUCAACAGUGCUUGCUCAAGGUGUAGCGACAGCGGCGGCAGUGGCAUCCGCAGCAGCAGCGGUAGGCGCAGGGGGCUAGCGACCAUGGUCUUGGGUAUAUCUGCUUCGGGUGCUUUAGCCCUUUUGGCCGUCCUCCUUUUCUCUGGCGACCGCCUUCAUGGAUUCCCCGCAUGGGGCGGCGUUAUGUCCCGCUCGAACAACGUUGACGAGAACAAUGUUGAUCGUGGGGACGUGUCCGACAGAGAAACAAAGCACCGGGGACAGCAGGUGGAAGAUCUACUCCGUGGUAAUGAAGCAGCGGGUCCUAUAGUCGGAGAAGGACGGAGGCAACGAUGGGGAGGAGGCGUUAGCGUGGGGGCUUCGGGAGGUACGGGAUCGGGCGGCACGGAGAGAGGGACCCGAGGAAACCGCCGAGGGGGACCCGCAACGGCAUCCAAUGCCGUCUUCGAUCGGGGAGGGAAGGGACAGCAGCCUCUCUCGGAGACAAUUCACGGCGAAGCGGACCAAAACGAGCGCAGGGACCGGGCGAGUUCGGGCCAGAAUGAGCAGGGGAGUGGGUCGGGGGGCGGGGGUCAGGAGGGGCGAGGGGGCGUGCCGGUGGCGAAUCACGAUGAACCCAUUGGUGUUUUCCAGCCUGAAAAAACAAGUGGAGAAUACCCAGUCGAGGUCGAAAAGGAACAAAUCAUGGACAAGGAGGGCAGCAGCACGAGGGACGAGGAAGUUCCAGUGGAGGGGGUUUCCGAUGCAGGCGGCGUUAGCCCCGCAGGGGAAACCAAACACGCAGACAGCAGCAACGGAGCGGUGACCGGAGCGGUGGCUAGGGGACGGGGGAAGAAAGAGGUGUGCAGUGCGUACCUCAAUGACUACGGGAUUGUUCCGGAAGAUUCUUGGGGCACGGCGCCGAAAGGGAUUCAGAAAUCCUGGAUCAAGAUGAACUGCGACAGGGUGCUAGGCAUGAACGGCUUCAGCCUGGAAGAUCCCCCAUCAAGAGGCCGAAAUCGCGCCAUUGUCGUGGUCUGGAAUAACAUUAAUGGGUGGCUGGACUAUCUCCGGCCAUCUUUUGUCAACGACGCGAGGGACAUCUGUGCUACGGAGUGCGUCUUUACCAACGAUAGGAGUCUGCUGCCGAGGGCUGACGGCGUGUUGUUCCACCUCCCCACGUUCAACAGGAAGGACGGGUUUCCGAAACAAAAGCCACCCGCCGUAGACUACGUCUUUGCCAACCUCGAACCCACAACCUACAAGAAUGUGCAGCCUCUCCUCCGCGACAAACAGUUGAUGUCCAAGUUUGACCUUUCGAUGACAUACGAGCGGAAUAGCGACGUGCCACUAGGGUAUGUGGGCAGCUCUUCGACCUCGAGGUACUUCAAGGCGCCCAAGGCUAGCUUCAAGCAAAAGGACGGCUUCGGGUCUCCAGAUGCGAUAGCAGCGUUUGUGUCAAACUGCAAAGCCGCCGGAGCUACCAACCGGUUCGCGUACAUGGAGGAGCUGAUGAAGCACGCUACGGUGCACUCUUUCGGCUAUUGCUUGCACAACAGGGAAGAGCCGCAGCUUGUUCCUGGAGGCGGGGCAACCAACCGGCAAGAAAACAAGGUCGCCGUUCUCGGCCAUUACAAAUUCCUUCUUGCUUUCGAGAACAACAAUCAAAUAAGGGACUACGUUACCGAGAAGGUGUACAACGGGCUGCAGUCGGGCACUCUACCGGUGUACUGGGGUGCGGAAAACGUCGAAGAUUUCGUUCCAAAGGGCUCGGUGGUCAAGGCUUCUGAUUUCUCUAGCCCGGCGGAGCUGGGCAAGCACCUGAAGAUGCUGGCGGCUAACGAAGAGGCCUACGAAGCGUACUUCAAGUGGAGAGACGAUCCUGAGGAGGAAAAGCGGUUUGCCGAGGUCAUCUCUCGCUCGGCGUACGGGAUAAACGCCAUGUGCCGGUUGUGCGAUCGAGUGUUGAACGACAACGAGUCACUGCGGUGACAUGCAUGGGACGGUCACAGAACUUCGAAAAGGAAGAGGUGUUGAGUGGAGGGCAUAGAUACGAAGUUGGGGCUACCGCUAGGGCAAGAUAACGGGGGGGUCGCUAUUUCAUCAAUCGAAAGCAGGUUUCGUGAAGAGCAAUAGGAGUGCAGCGGCGGAGUGCCCAGUCGAAAGCAUGAAGGGCGUCAAACGUUUCCGCCAGGACAUGCGAAAGAUGUUCCGCGUUGGAUCUGGUAUUUGUGACCCCCGGACGGUAAGGAAGGGAGAAACCGCCCAUUGGCCAGAAGCCAGCAGUGGCGACUUCUUCUUCGUCGUGUCACUGUAUUAUGUGCGUGUUCUUUGUUGUGUUGUCAAUGUGUGUGCUGUAACAUUCUGUCGUGCGCAUGCCGCUCGGGCCCCCUAUUCUGAAGUUUCCUGACGCGUGUUCUACGUGCCGAUCGAUGAAACGUAAGCCAAGUGCAGGGUGUGCAGGUGGGGCUGGUGAAGGGUCGUUGCUUGAAUCGCGGCGAGGCCUUUCGUAUGAGUUUGUUUUGGCUUUGGAUGUUGGAUGAGUGCGCAUACUUUGGAUGCUGUGCGGUUUCGGUUGGCCUCAUUUGUUGCGUGUGUGAGACUCGGAGGCUCGAUGGUUCGUAUGUAAAGUAGUUGGGAGUGCGGUUUGAAUUUUUGUUUGUGAUGCUCUCCCACCUUGUUCGUUUGGUGGUCUUCAUGCUUGCCGUCACGUGAAGUGUUGACAUGUACAGUUUUGUUGUCUUGGUGUUUCUAUAGCUGGGCGUCCGUGUUGCCUACAUGCGCGCCACAUACCUUUUCAAGUAUCCGGGCACUUGUUUUUCUGUUCCAGGCUCGAACGUCUCGGCAGCAGUGUGAUCCGGUGGUGUGGCCUGCGUGUGGCCUCUACUUUCGUACUACAUUGCAGUAGAAGCACGUGGUGGCGGUAUCUCUCUACACCCGCCAGCGAGAGUUGAGGGAGGGGCAUGAUACCAACCAGACACCUGUCUGUCAGUUUUCGGUUCCUCUCGUCCAUGAUCGAUUUGAAAAACAAUAUUCUUGCCAAACAUACAUCCAUCGACCAAACAGUGGAUAUUGGACACGUUGAGGAAGAAGUACUCUAGUCGGGUCAUGUACGGCACGGCGGUGGAGUUGGCUAGGACUGGACUCGAUUUACCUACUACAUAUGAGCAAUUACCCGGAGUAUGUACCUCAAUUUUUCUGGAGCAAGAAACCCGUUUCCUGGGAUGGGACGACGGCGGUGGCAUGAUUGUGAUUGCGGUGCCUGUUUUCUUCAGGUGUAUUGUGCGUCCCGCUAGCAAUGUGUCGGUACUGCGUAGAAAACGUUUUGCAAAUACAUCGACGUCAGGGGUUGUGUGUGUUC